Messenger RNA from Notolabrus celidotus (New Zealand spotty), 1368 nucleotides. RefSeq names its product retinol binding protein 4, plasma (gene rbp4). The transcript has 6 exons. Gene Ontology annotation, biological process: retinol transport. The record is from RefSeq and is a predicted model, not a curated record. Lineage: Eukaryota; Metazoa; Chordata; Actinopteri; Labriformes; Labridae. Gene Ontology annotation, molecular function: retinol transmembrane transporter activity; retinol binding. The coding region runs from base 125 to 709 and encodes 194 amino acids.
GGGAGAGCAGGGGAGGGUCUGCUCCCCCAGAAGUCAUUAUGCAAUACUGGCUCCAUGUAUAUAAGGCCACAACCUCACGACAACCAGAGGAUCUCUGUGAGCCGUCCAGACUUAAGUAGCCAGAAUGCUGCGGUACGUUGUGGCCCUCUGUCUUCUGGCUUUGUCCUGGGCACAGGACUGCCAGGUAUCUAACAUCCAAGUCAUGGCAAACUUUGACAGGACAAGGUAUGCAGGGACAUGGUAUGCUGUAGCAAAGAAGGACCCAGAUGGUUUGUUCCUCAUCGACAACGUCGUGGCCAGUUUUACAAUCGAAGAGGACGGCAAAAUGACCGCCAGAGCUCAGGGCAGAGUCAUCAUCCUCAACAACUGGGAAAUGUGUGCUGAUAUGUUUGCAUCCUUCGAGGAUACAGCUGACCCAGCCAAGUUCAGGAUGAAGUACUGGGGAGCUGCAAGCUACCUGCAGACUGGAAACGAUGAACAUUGGGUGAUCGACACCGAUUACGACAACUACGCCGUCCACUACUCCUGCAGACUGGUGGACUCUGAUGGUACCUGUUUAGACAGCUAUUCUUUCAUUUUCUCUCGUCAUUCAACCGGUCUGAGGCCACAGGAUGUGGUUUUGGCCACCCAGAAGAAGAGGGACCUUUGCCUCUAUGGCAAAUACAGACGCGUUGACCACACUGGCUUCUGUACGCAAAACAGCAGCUGAUCUGUUGACUCUCGGAAAUCCUCCUUUUGAAGCACCCAUCUUUUGGACAGGGUGCCCCUCUGCUGGUCUUAAGCUGAAACCUACCAGAGAUCUCCCCCUUUCAGAAAGUCCAACAUAGCCCGUUUAUCUUUAAAAAUAUUCAAUUUAAUAUAAAAAAAUCCAAACUGUCACAUUCCCACUUCUGUGUUGUGAACAGAAAACAAACAUGACCUUUUAUCCUGGGCUGUUGUUCCUAAAUGUGCACACAAGUAAAGGUUGUUAAUUAAUCCUCCCCAAGGAAACCAGUGGAACUUACUUUGUUGUUCCAGUGAGAAAACUAAACAUAUCAGGUUGUUAAAAGGAUGCUUUGCAGCUUUUCAGGCCAAUGUGACAAAAAAUCAGUCAAGAAAAUCUGUUUUAAGUGAAGCUGAACUAUCAGCAAUUCUGCAGCUCUGGACUAUAACAACCAUGUUUACUAAAGAAACCAGGUUCACAAAUCACUGGCUUUGCUUUUACACUGAAAGACUGUAUUGUGCAGCAUAGAAGCAGGUUUUGUUCAUAAACUUUAAGACAAACAUAUUGUACGUCUUGUGCUACAUAGGCAUAGUGUUUCUGUUGUUUGAUGAUUGUAUGAUGUACACUUCUUGAUCCAGUUUUUGAAAUAAAACAUUCGUACCGUG